AUGUUUGAAUUACUCCGUUGUUGCCUUCUCCUUUUGCUCUGUCACCUCACCCUGGGCUCUAAUUCCUUCAAAGAGAAAGAUUUCCUGGCCAACCUCACCUUAAACUACGACCCCAAGAUCCGCCCAGUGUUGGAUGGUUCCAACACGACAGAAUUCAUGACUCUCGGUGUUACUCAACCCUGGAUUGAAGUUACCUUCGUCCUGAAGAGACGAACCACUUUCUACAUCCUCAACAACAUUCUGCCUGUCGUGUUCCUGUCCUUUCUCAACACCUUCGUAUUCUGUUUGCCCGAGGAGAGUGGUGAGAAGAUGUCAUUGUGUGUCUCCAUCCUGUUGUCCUAUGCCAUGUUCCUGACCCUCAUCAACUCCUACCUACCAGCGAACUCCGACCACCUGUGUUUCUUCAGUGUCUACCUCACCCUGCUUGUGUUGAUCAGCACACUCACAUGUCUCGUCACAAUCUUCAUGCUGGCACUUCACACUUAUUUUCAAACGGGCAAAGCUUGUCCAAGAUGGCUGCCAGUCGCUUGGAGGUCAGAUAGCAAAGUUGGAACAAGUGAACCAUGGGUUAAAAAGGAAGACAUAGUUCCAAACCAAUCUGAUGUAAACGGUAAGGCAAACAAUAAGUCGGAAAUGAAGGACUUGAUUAUCGCCAAGUGUAACAGAGUGGCAUUUGGAACGUUCUUCACUGACAAUCCUCAUUAA
Molecule: messenger RNA, 705 nt
Organism: Haliotis rubra (blacklip abalone)
Lineage: Eukaryota; Metazoa; Mollusca; Gastropoda; Lepetellida; Haliotidae
Product: neuronal acetylcholine receptor subunit alpha-6-like
Exons: 2
Coding region: 1-705 (234 amino acids)
Biological process (GO): monoatomic ion transmembrane transport; chemical synaptic transmission; nervous system process
Cellular component (GO): synapse; neuron projection; membrane
Molecular function (GO): neurotransmitter receptor activity; transmembrane signaling receptor activity; monoatomic ion channel activity
Source: RefSeq, a predicted model, not a curated record